Molecule: messenger RNA, 1470 nt
Organism: Tupaia belangeri chinensis (Chinese tree shrew)
Lineage: Eukaryota; Metazoa; Chordata; Mammalia; Scandentia; Tupaiidae
Gene: DCDC2B
Product: doublecortin domain containing 2B
Exons: 7
Coding region: 310-1452 (380 amino acids)
Biological process (GO): intracellular signal transduction
Cellular component (GO): microtubule; microtubule organizing center
Source: RefSeq, a predicted model, not a curated record
AGGACCACGCCCACCAAGGCCAGCAGAGCCGCAGCCCACCCUGGAGCAGUCUGAGCCAGUCCCCUCCCAGCUCAGGCCCUGGCCUUGAGGGGCGGGCAAUGGAGCGGAUGGCCGCCUCUCCCCCACGGACACCCAGUUUCAUUCGUGCAGCGAUCGCACCCGUCCCUGGCCCUGGGGCAGACUGGCUGAGGCCCUGGAUGCGCUGAAGGCUCCUGCCCAGCAGCUCCUGCCUCCUUCCGUGAGAGGGCAGGACUCCCAGCUCCGCCUUAGCUGCCUGGCAACAGCUCAGCGACUCGGGCCAAGGACACUAUGGCGGGUGGCAGCCCUGCCACCAAGAGGGUAAUGGUGUAUCGGAACAGGGACCCCUUCUCUCCAGGCCGCCGGCUAGUGGUGAAUCAGCGCUGCUUCGCCACCAUGGAGGCCUUCCUCUGUGAGGUGACGUCGGUGCUGCAGGCCCCGCUGGCUGUACGCGCCCUCUACACUCCUUGCCACGGCCACCCUGUCACCACCCUGGCAGACCUGCGGGAUGGAGGGCAGUAUGUGGCUGGGGGGUUUUCCACCAGCCCCGGUGAGUGGGGGGCCGCAAUAGCAGCAGUGCACUCCUUACCCCUUGGAGGGAAGGACCCCGGAGGGAAGAGCAGCAGAGGACAAGGUCCUCCUGUGACUGGCCGCCCAUGUGAUGGGGCCCCUGGACAGUGGCUGCCUGCAGGCGUGCCCUGCCGUAUUCACGUGUUCAGGAAUGGGGACCUGCGAAGCCCCCCGUUUAGUCUGAAGCUGUCCCGGGCCACCCAGCAGGACUGGGAAGCCAUGCUGAAGCUCCUGACUGAGAAGGCCCUGCUGCAGAGCGGGGCUGUACGCAAGCUCUGCACCCUGGAGGGGCUGCCACUGUCCAGAGGAGAGGCCCUGGUGAGCGGCCAUUACUACGUGGCUGUUGGGGAGGAGCAGUUCAAGGCUCUCCCCUAUCUGGAGCUGCUGGUGCCCAGCCCCGCCAUGCCUGGGGGCUGCUGGUAUGUGUGGGAGCAGCAGAGGAUGCCACCUCUGGGUGCCACAUUUGACACUGUGUCCUCUGCCCACUGCAGCCUUCCCCUCUUGGUUGCAGGCAUCGCCCAGGCCCGAGGACCAGGCCCCGCAGGCAGGGGGGACUCGUGGUGUGAACAGCAGCCAGUGGGCCGCUGUCGUGGCACAGUGGUCAUGCAAGUGGCCUCUCGAGACCGGAAGUUGGCAGCCAAAGGCAGAGGCGAGGCAUAUCCAGGGCCGCCCUGUGCUGCCUUCCUCCUGCAAAGGGCAGCGCGGGCGCUGGAGGUGGCCCUGCACCCACAGAGCCAGCCUGGCCUCGGGCUGCUGUCAGCCUCAGGCCCCUGCUCCGCCAUCUUGAAGCAGAAGCCAAUGACAGACAGCGGGGACCACCCCUCUGCAGCCACCUUUUGUCCUGGGCUCCCAGCCUGUUCCUGAGCUGGCACCUCCCCUGGA